AUGGGAAGGUUGUACAUUUGAACAGCUUUUUCACUGCUUUUGCAUUCAAUGAUGCGGCUCUCAGAACCAAUACUGGACAUGGAAAUGGCAAACUACAGUGAAGUUUUAGAUCCAACAUAUACAGCACUGGAGUUCGAAACUAUGCAGAUUCUGUAUAAUGGCAAUGACAGUUCAGGAGAAGCUGUCAACAUGAAUGCUGCUGACAACGGGGUCAGUAGUCUCUGUGCAAUAUGUGGAGACCGAGCGACCGGAAAACAUUAUGGUGCUUCCAGCUGUGAUGGAUGCAAGGGAUUUUUUAGACGUAGCAUAAGGAAAAACCACGUCUAUUCAUGCAGAUUCAGCCGACAGUGUAUUGUUGACAAGGACAAAAGGAAUCAAUGCAGAUAUUGUCGUUUAAAAAAGUGUUUUCGAGCAGGAAUGAAAAAGGAAGCUGUACAAAAUGAACGGGACAGGAUAAGUACAAGAAGAAACACUUUUGAUGGCUGCAACAGUCCCUCUAUUAGCACAUUGUCACAAGCCGAGACACUCUCCCGCCAGAUCUCAAUUUCCAGUCCUGGUGCUAGCACUGAUAUAAAUGUUAAGAAAAUUGCUGGUGUUAGUGAUGUCUGUGAAUCUAUGAAGCAACAACUUUUGGUCCUGGUGGAAUGGGCUAAAUAUAUUCCGGGCUUCUGUGAACUACCACUCGAUGACCAGGUUGCCCUGCUAAGAGCACAUGCUGGGGAGCACCUGUUGCUUGGAGCAGCAAAACGGUCCAUGGCAUACAAGGACAUUUUACUUUUAGGCAACAAUUACAUAAUCCAUCGCAACAGCACUGAAAUGGAGAUCUGCCGAGUGGCAAAUCGGAUUCUGGAUGAAUUAGUUCGUCCCUUCCAGGAAAUUCAAAUAGAUGACAAUGAAUAUGCUUGCUUGAAAGCGAUUGUGUUUUUUGAUCCAGAUGCAAAAGGCUUGAGUAAUCCAUUGAAGAUUAAGAAUAUGCGAUUCCAAGUCCAAAUCAGUUUAGAGGAUUAUAUUAAUGACCGUCAGUACGACUCCAGAGGAAGAUUUGGAGAACUUCUUCUUCUACUGCCUACACUCCAAAGCAUCACUUGGCAAAUGAUUGAGCAGAUACAGUUGGUUAAAUUAUUUGGAAUUGUUAAAAUUGACAGUUUGCUUCAGGAAAUGUUACUGGGAGGUACUUCUAAUGAUGCCAGUCAUCUGCAUCAUCCAAUGCAUCCUCACUUAGCCCAAGAUCCAUUAACUGGCCAAACUGUCCUCAUAAGUUCAAUGUCUGCUCCUGUACAUACAGAACAGAUACCAACUCCAGAAACUCCAUUACCUUCCCCUCCACAAGGCUCUGGGCAAGAAUACAAAAUGUCUGCAAAUCAAGCUUCAGUCAUUGCACAGCAAUCUAUUUUGAAGCAAAAACCAUUGUGAUAUUUUUAUCUAUGUCUUAUCCUUCCUUCCUUCCCUUCAUUCUCUUCCUUUUCAUGCACUAGAUAGAUUGGUAGAACACUUGCACAUUUAAAAUCUCAGGUUGAUAAAGGUAAUUAUUUCCUCAGCAGCCACUGCUAAGUGGGUGUUCCUUAAAACACCUCAUGAUUUGGAAAGUAAUGCUGUUCUGACUACUGCAUACAACUGUAACUGUGGAUGCUGCAGUCUGACAAAUAUGUAUAGAGGUAGAUAUUAUUUUUAGAUCUUACAACUGCACAGAUUCAUGUUUUUAUUUCCUGUUUUAGUUGUUGUCUUAAUAUUAUUGUUUUAGGUGUGUAUAUAAUUUUUUCAUUGUAAUGGAACUGCUUAGUGCUUGUUUAGCUGUGAAUUGUAGAUAUGAAAAAGUGUGUCAUUCAGGCAAAAGCCAAGAUUCCACUAAUAGUAGAACAUUAGGCUACUAAAAAAGCACAUUAAUGGAAAAAAAAAAAAAGGAAAACAUACUUAAUGGACAGAAAACCGCAACUAUUUUUAAAAAUCCCAAUUUUAAAGGACCAUCUCUUUUAAGUAAAAUUUCAGCAAAAGCAUUGGAUCCUCCCUGCCUAACAGUUUGUAUGAAGCAGAAGGCCUGCCUGGGUGGAUAUGCUUGAGGACUUCUUAAAAUCUACAUAUAGAGCAUAUAUAGAUAUUAUGUCUAUAUAUAGUCAAUUGGCCCAUGAUGAAGCAUUUAUAUUGAUAAUUACUUAGAACAAGGACUAGUAGGCUUUUUGACUGGACUACCUAGUACUUUCCCAAAAAAAAUUAUGAGCUCACUUUGGGAAUUAGGCCAGUCUAGGGACACUUUUCACUUUCAGGUACUUUGGACACAGCCCUUCUCUUUAAGAGUACAGAGAGUAUCACAGAACCCCAGAAUAUACUGAGCUGGAAGGGACCCACAGAGAUCAUUGAGUCCAACCCCUGACCUUGCCCAGCACUAUCCCCAAGUCACACUAUAUACCUGAAAGGGUUGUCCAAAUGCUUCUUGAACUCUGUCAGGCUUUUCUGUGACCACAUUCCUGGAGACCCUGUUUCAGUCCCCAACUGCCCUCUUGGUGAAGAACCUUUUCCUAAUAUCCAGCCUAAACCUCCUGACACACCUUCAGGCUAUUCCCUUGGGUCAUGUCCCUGGUGACUACAGAGAGAGAUCAGUACCUGUUCCUCCUCUUGCCCUCACAAGAAGUUGUAGACUGAAAUGAGGUCUAACUAGGACCAUGUCAGGGCAAGAGGAUACUUCGGGAUGUUUGGUUUACUAGUGUAAGAGCAGCCAUUUUGUUCAUUUGUCUAACUGGGUAGUGAAUACAUGUUUCAGCAAUCACUAAAAUUCACCUACUGA
Messenger RNA from Melospiza melodia melodia, 2779 nucleotides. RefSeq names its product hepatocyte nuclear factor 4 gamma (gene HNF4G). NCBI's taxonomy places the organism in Eukaryota, Metazoa, Chordata, Aves, Passeriformes, Passerellidae. The record is from RefSeq and is a predicted model, not a curated record. Gene Ontology annotation, biological process: anatomical structure development; positive regulation of transcription by RNA polymerase II; cell differentiation. The transcript is spliced from 10 exons. Gene Ontology annotation, molecular function: nuclear receptor activity; zinc ion binding; RNA polymerase II cis-regulatory region sequence-specific DNA binding. The coding region runs from base 49 to 1413 and encodes 454 amino acids.